Messenger RNA from Drosophila obscura, 1320 nucleotides. Its product is annotated as glyceraldehyde-3-phosphate dehydrogenase. NCBI's taxonomy places the organism in Eukaryota, Metazoa, Arthropoda, Insecta, Diptera, Drosophilidae. Gene Ontology annotation, molecular function: NAD binding; NADP binding; oxidoreductase activity, acting on the aldehyde or oxo group of donors, NAD or NADP as acceptor. The record is from RefSeq and is a predicted model, not a curated record. Gene Ontology annotation, biological process: glucose metabolic process.
CCCUUUGGCAUUGUUUCAUUCGAUAGGAAUACUCUCAAAUCGGAGCCAACAUUUUAGUGGAAACAAACUCAAUUUUUUGAAAAUCUAACUGUGUUAAUAUUGCGAGCAUCAUCAGAUGUCUGGACUCGGAAUCAAUGGCUUUGGACGCAUCGGUCGCGUGUUUCUACGCAACUGUCUGAUGCGCAAGGAGGCGCAAGUGCUGGCCAUCAAUGACCCCUCAAUGGACCCCAAGUACUUGGCCUAUAUGCUGCGUCACGACUCCACGCACGGCAUAUUCAACGAGAAGAUCUCCCUGGAGGGAAACACAUUGGUGGUCAAUGGGAAGAAGAUCAAGCUGCUGAAGGAGUCCGAUCCCAAGAAGCUCAAGUGGAAAGAUCUGGGCGUGACAACUGUCGUCGAUUGCUCGGGCCGCUUUACCACUUUAAAGGCGUGCCAGGUCCAUUUGGAUGGGGGCGCCAAGAAGGUGGUCAUCUCUGCCCCCUCGUCCGAUGCCCCGAUGUUUGUGUGCGGCGUUAAUUUGGACAAGUAUAAACCGGACAUGAAGAUCAUAUCGAACGCCUCAUGCACCACCAACUGCCUGGCCCCGCUGGCCAAGGUGGUGCACGACAAGUUCCAAAUUGUGGAGGGUCUGAUGACCACGGUGCAUGCCGCCACCGCCACCCAGAAGAUCAUCGAUGGGCCGAGCAACAAGGCAUGGCGCGAUGGUCGCAGUGGAAUGUGCAAUAUCAUACCAGCAUCCACGGGCGCUGCCAAGGCAGUGGGCAAGGUGAUUCCCUCUCUGAACGGGAAGCUCACGGGCAUGGCGUUCCGUGUGCCCGUCCCAAAUGUCUCUGUGGUGGAUCUGACAUGCCGCCUGGAAAAGGCUGCCAAAUUGGAUGAUAUCAAAAAGGCCGUAAAGGCAGCGGCCGAGGGUGAUAUGAAGGGUAUCCUUGGCUAUGUGGAGGAGGAGGUCGUCUCCUCGGACUUCAACGGUUCGCGCUUUGCGUCCGUUUUCGAUGCCAAGGCCUGCAUUGCCCUCAGCGAUAACUUUGUCAAGCUGAUUGCCUGGUAUGACAAUGAGACGGGCUACUCGUGUCGCCUCUUCGAUCUGAUUGUGUACACCCAACUGGCGGACAAGUGUGCCGAGGAAGCGCUGAAGAAGAUGUGUGCUGAGAAAGAGCUGAAGAAGAAGUGCGCCGAGGAGGAGCUGAAGAAGAAGUGUGCCGAGAAAGACAAGGAUCCCUGCAAGAAGAAAUAGGAAAAAAAUUAUAUUUUAAUUAUUUUAUUGUGUUAUAGAAAUUCCCUUUAUACGAAUUUAAUAUUUUAUUGGGUUCACCCAAG